Tachyglossus aculeatus (Australian echidna) is the source of this 1864-nucleotide messenger RNA. It is a transcript of the gene WNT11, whose product is annotated as Wnt family member 11. Gene Ontology annotation, biological process: multicellular organism development; cell fate commitment; canonical Wnt signaling pathway. The coding region runs from base 402 to 1472 and encodes 356 amino acids. Gene Ontology annotation, molecular function: cytokine activity; frizzled binding. The transcript has 5 exons. The record is from RefSeq and is a predicted model, not a curated record. NCBI's taxonomy places the organism in Eukaryota, Metazoa, Chordata, Mammalia, Monotremata, Tachyglossidae. Gene Ontology annotation, cellular component: extracellular region.
AUUUCGCACAUCUGCACCGAACCCUAUGCGCGCACACGAUCCUCUGUAAACCGGGGAAGGAGGGAUCCCAUAUGGCCGGUUAAACAGAAACAUGCAAUCAGUCGGAUAAUUCAAGCCAUACGUGCCGACUGUCUUUGUUGACUAUAAAGGUCCCAUCAAGAGUCGGAGCAGAUCUCCAGCCCAGUAAUACCUCUCUCCGUCUCCGUCCUUCCUCAUCUCUCUCUCCCGCUUCCUCCGUCUCUCUUCGUCUCUCCACGCCUUUCUUCACCUCUCCCCACCUCCGUCCGUCCGUUCUUCCCUUCUCUCGUCCCCGCCUUGUAGACAGCCGCCCCGGCGACUCGGACUUUUGUCACUGGAAAUUUGGGGACAAUCCACCCGGCCCGAGGCCCCGGACGGCGGCAAUGACGCUGCAGCCGCGGCGGCGACUCUCUCUGGCAGUUUUUCUGUCCUUGCUCCUGCAGGCUGGAAUUUCCUCGGGAAUUAAAUGGCUGGCCCUGUCCAAGACACCCCCGGCCCUGGGCCUGAACCAGACGCAGCACUGCAAGCAGCUGGAGGGGCUGGUGGCCUCGCAGGUGCAGCUGUGCCGCAGCAACCUGGAGCUGAUGCACACCGUGGUCCAGGCGGCACGGGAGGUGGUCAAGACGUGCCGGAAAACCUUCUCCGACAUGCGCUGGAAUUGCUCGUCCAUUGAGCGGGCCCCCAACUACCUGCUCGACCUGGAGAGAGGGACGCGGGAGUCGGCCUUCGUGUACGCUCUGUCCGCCGCCGCCAUCAGCCACACCAUCGCCAGAGCGUGCACCACCGGGGACCUGCCGGGCUGUUCCUGCGGCCCGGUCCCAGGUGAGAGCCCUGGGCCUGGGUACCGCUGGGGAGGCUGCGCCGACAACCUCUACUACGGCCUCCUCAUGGGGUCCAAAUUUUCGGACGCUCCCAUGAAGGUGAAAAAGUCAGGAGGCCAGACCAAUAAAUUGAUGCAUCUCCACAACAGUGAAGUAGGGAGACAGGCCCUGAAAGCGUCUGUGGAGAUGAAGUGUAAGUGCCACGGGGUCUCCGGCUCCUGCUCUAUCAGGACCUGCUGGCGGGGCCUCCAGGAACUGAGGGACAUCGCUCUGGACCUGAAGACCAGGUACCUGUCGGCCACCAAGGUGGUGCACCGGCCCAUGGGCACCCACAAGCACCUGGUGCCCAAGGACAUCGACGUGCGACCGGUCCGGGACACAGAACUCAUCUACCUGCAGAGCUCACCUGACUUCUGCAUGAAGAAUGAGAAGGUGGGCUCCCACGGCACGCAGGACAGGCAAUGCAACAAGACUUCCAACGGCAGCGACAGCUGUGACCUCAUGUGCUGCGGCCGAGGAUACAACCCGUACAUGGACAAGGUGGUGGAGCGCUGCCAUUGCAAGUACCACUGGUGCUGCUACGUCACCUGCAAGAAGUGUGAGCGGGUGGUGGAGCGCUACGUGUGCAAGUGAGCUUCCGCGCCCCGCGGCCCGCCGGACUGCUGGGUCCGGGCUGCCGGCGUCCCGAAGUGCUAUCUGUCCCCGGGGGACUUUCCCCAGACUGUCUCCCCGCCGCGCCUCGCCGGCACGCGGACGCCAAUGCAAUAAAAAAAAAAAUGAGAUAAUAGAAAGAGAGAAAGCCGGAGGAGGCCUGGGAAAGAAAGAACGAAAAAGGAGGCCCAGACACAGCUACACAUCCGCGCGUGCGUGCCACACACACUCCCAUAUACCCCCAAGCAUAGACACACACACACACACACUCAGAUACACACUUGUGCACACACAUUUUGAUACAUGCGUGUGCACACACUCAAAUAUACACCCCCGUGCGCACACCCAUUUCAUUAAUUCAUUCAAUCGUAUUU